AUGUCUCCAAACACAACCCAGAAACUGUGGUCCCAUUUACGGGAUCCAAGAUCCGCCUCGAAAAGCUUUGCAUCUUGCAGCUUUCUUUUCAUCGAUAUCAACCCUACAACAACCUCAACGACCUCGGCGCUUGCGUCAUGCACAGCAACCGCAGAAAAGUCUCUAUACUCGUCUCCCAAGAUUCCCCGACAGACGAUUACUUCCUUGGCACAGCAAGCAUGGCGGAGGGAAAUUCAUCUGAGUGCCCGGAGGCGGGAAAGAGGAAGUGCAAAGAGGAAUAAGAGCUCUGCAACUCAUACACCGAACACCCGGAAAUCCCCUCCAAAUGGGGCCAACCACCCUCAAGCUGCGCCGAUAGCGAAGAAAACCGAGACCCCGGUACCGGAUCCCAAUGCAACUGGCUAUUUGCAUCUGCCUCACAUGCAUCGACCGACGAAAGAGGAACUUCUUGCAGCUGCAACUGGAUUCUGGUCACGUCUAAAGAUGCGAUUCAAAUGGUUCUCUAUCAGAAGUGCUCGGCCAUGGAAUGUUGAUGACUGGAGUGCCUUCGUCUCAUGGUUUGUGUUGGGGAAUAUUGUCUGGGUUUUAGUCGGGACAACCACAUUUUUCUCCUUGGUCAUUCUGUCUAUCAAUACUGUUGUAGCACAAGAAACGUUGGCGAGAUGGGUCGGCGACUAUUUAACACAUUCAGCUGGAGUUAAGGUGGUCUUCGAGUCCGCCAUUGUACCAAAGUGGAAGAAUGGGGUGAUAACUUUUCACAAUGUAUUCGUUUCCAGAAGGCCCGGGCAAGGCAAGACGAAAGUCAGCAAGGGCUCCUCGAUGAGUGCCGCGGCGGCAGCUGCUGCUGAGAGACAAUCCGAGGUAGUAGGACGAAAGGAGGAAGAGGAGGAAGAUACGAACUAUACCCAAUUUGACUUGACGAUCGGAACCGUUAAUGUUACGCUUUCUUUCGUCAAAUGGUGGAACGGAAAGGGCCUCCUGCGAGACGUGGAGGUAAAGGGUGUACGAGGCGUGGUGGAUAGGACUUCAGUUCAUUGGGGCAGCGAGUACAUCGAUCCCAAGACCUAUCGACAUGAGCACAAUCCGGGAGAUUUUGAGAUAGACUCCUUUAAGAUGGAAGAUCUCUUGGUCACGAUUCACCAACCUAAGGGAUUCAGACCGUUUUCUGUGAGCAUUUUCUCUUGCGAGUUGCCACAGCUGAGGAAGCAAUGGCUAUUUUACGAUUUCCUCUCGGCAAACAAUAUGUCAGGAGCUUUCGACGGAUCACUAUUCACUAUCCAUCCCAAGCAAAUGCAUGGGUUUGCAAACGUGCACCACGAGGAGGGAAGCAGCGAGCCGAGCCCCUGGAAGAAGCAAAGCCGCCUCCGAAUCGACGGCUUGAAAAUCGACCACCUGAACCGAGGAGUCGAGGGUCCCUUCGGGUGGAUUCACGAAGGAAAUGUGGACAUCGUAGCAGACGUAUUGUUCCCAACUGAGACGGAUGAUAGCAUCGUGAAAGUGAUGUCGGAUUUCUAUGACCGCAUGGAGGCCACGGUGACUUCAAACCGCUACAUCCACAUUCUUGAAAAUCCACGAACAGCAGAUCUCAAGACACCCGAACAGAUCAAUGAGUAUCAAGAGCAGCGCAGCAGAGGAGAAGACAAACGGUUUCUUGUCAUGGACCUCCGAGUCCAUCUCAACGACGUCCGGGCUGCAGUUCCGCUCUUCACUCGCGAUCUGUCUUACAUCAAUCAAGCGCUCAUCAGGCCCAUCGUGGCUUAUAUCAACUCUCGCAACACCUUCAUUCCGAUCAACUGCCGGAUUGUGAAGCGAGCCAGCGAGUUCGACGGCAGCUGGACGAUUUUCGACAGUGGGUUGAUGGAGGACUUGUCUGCAGAGACAUACGAGGCGUUCGCUAAAGACGUAGUAGAUAGCCAAGCGAGGCUACGACGGUUGAAGAAAGUCGGAUUCUGGUCGAUUUCGCUGGCAAUUCAGGCCCUAUUCAUGGGCAUGGCGGGUAAUGUGGCGUGA
This is a messenger RNA of Drepanopeziza brunnea f. sp. 'multigermtubi' MB_m1, 2010 nucleotides long. RefSeq lists its product as uncharacterized. Lineage: Eukaryota; Fungi; Ascomycota; Leotiomycetes; Helotiales; Drepanopezizaceae. Gene Ontology annotation, cellular component: mitochondrial inner membrane. Gene Ontology annotation, biological process: mitochondrion inheritance. The record is from RefSeq and is a predicted model, not a curated record.